AUGAAGGCCAUGCUGUUGAACAUUGGGCUGGCUCUGCUCUGUGUGCUGGAGACCCAGGCAGAGGUCCCUGUCCAACCAGACUUUGAUGUCAACAAGUUUGCAGGGACAUGGCACAUCAUGGUUGCUGCCUCCAACUGCCCCCAGUUCCUGAGCAUGAAAGAAGUCAUGAAGACAUCUGUUACCAUCAUCACGCCAAUGCCAGGAGGCGACUUGACUUUAACUGCUGUGAUGGGCAAGAGAGACUUCCGCGUGGUGGAGACAGACUAUGCUCACUAUGCCAUUGUGUACGUACGCAAGGAUAAGGAUGGCAAGACUAGUGUCACCCUGCAGCUCUUUAGCAGAGUCCAGGAUGUGCACCCUGAAGCCCUGAAGAGAUUCAAGGAGCUGUACCCAACCAUGGGCCUCACUGAAGACAUCCUGGUCAUCCUGCCCAAGUCAGAUCGGUGUGCCAAGGCCCUUGGGUGGAUCAAAGAAGCAUCAGUGAUCUGA
Alligator mississippiensis (American alligator) is the source of this 489-nucleotide messenger RNA. Its product is annotated as lipocalin-15-like. The coding region runs from base 1 to 489 and encodes 162 amino acids. Lineage: Eukaryota; Metazoa; Chordata; Crocodylia; Alligatoridae. The transcript is spliced from 6 exons. Gene Ontology annotation, molecular function: small molecule binding. The record is from RefSeq and is a predicted model, not a curated record.